Solanum dulcamara is the source of this 1369-nucleotide messenger RNA. Its product is annotated as glutelin type-D 1. Gene Ontology annotation, molecular function: nutrient reservoir activity. Bases 85 to 1155 code for a protein of 356 amino acids. Lineage: Eukaryota; Viridiplantae; Streptophyta; Magnoliopsida; Solanales; Solanaceae. The transcript is spliced from 4 exons. The record is from RefSeq and is a predicted model, not a curated record.
AUAAGUUUAUGGAUAGAUAAUUAUAAGUAAUUAGCUUUGAAUAUUUCAUACAAACUAAAACUUGACUAUAACACAGAGAGAGAUAUGGAUAUUGAUCUAAACCCAAAGUUGGCUAAGCAAGUUUAUGGAGGAGAUGGUGGUUCUUAUCAUGCAUGGUGCCCUAAUGAGCUUCCCAUGCUGAAAGAAGGAAAUAUUGGCGCAGCUAAACUUGCUCUUACAAAGAAUGGCUUCGCUUUGCCUCGUUAUUCUGAUUCUGCUAAGGUCGCUUAUGUUCUUCAAGGUAGUGGAGUUGCUGGAAUUGUUCUUCCAGAAAAAGACGAGAAGGUGGUAGCCAUUAAGAAGGGUGAUGCUAUUGCCCUCCCUUUUGGUGUUGUAACAUGGUGGUACAACAAAGAGGACCCUGAACUUGUGGUUCUCUUCCUUGGUGAUACCAAAACUGCACACAAGGCUGGUUCAUUCACUGACAUGUACUUGACCGGCUCCAAUGGAAUUUUCACUGGUUUCUCAACUGAGUUUGUUAGCAGGGCAUGGGAUGUAGAAGAGAGUGUUGCUAAGACUCUAGUUAGCUCUCAGACCGCUAAGGGCAUCGUGAAGCUGGAUGCAGGCUUCCAAAUGCCCGAGCCUAAGCAAGCCAACAGGAAUGGCAUGGUUCUCAACUGCGAGGAAGCCCCAUUGGAUGUCGAUAUCAAGGGUGGUGGAAGGGUGGUUGUUUUGAAUACCAAGAACUUGCCAUUGGUUGGUGAAGUUGGAACUGGUGCCGAUCUUGUUAGGUUGAACGGAAGUGCUAUGUGCUCUCCUGGUUUCUCAUGUGACUCAGCCCUUCAAGUCACUUACAUUGUGAGAGGAAGUGGUCGAGUUCAGGUUGUUGGCGCUGAUGGUAAGCGUAUUCUUGAAACACACCUCAAACCUGGUAAUCUGUUCAUUGUUCCGAGGUUCUGUGUUGUCUCGAAAAUUGGCGAUCCUGAUGGCAUGGAUUGGUUCUCCAUCAUCACUACCCCCAAUCCAAAGUUCACAAACUUGGCUGGAAAGGUUUCGCCAUGGAAGUCUCUAUCCCCACAAGUGCUGCAGGCUGCUUUCAAGGUUUCCCCAGAUGUCGAGAAGCAUUUCAGCUCCAAGAGAACUGCAGAAGAGGUUUUCUUCCCACCACCAAACUGAUCGAUGGCGACCAAGUUUCUGUCCUUUAAACUCAGUAAUAAGAGAGUAGUAGUUAGAGGUUUCGGAAUUGUGGUUACUGUUCUUGAUUUCCUUAUGGUGUUCGGAACAAGAUUCUUCGCGGCUCUUCGUUUUUUUUUUCCAAUUAUAUCCUAAUUUAAUUGUUCUUUUGUUAUCUUUAAAUUUGAUCAGCUAUUAGAUGCAAGUUUUUACCUUU